CAUACGGUCACACGGCUUAACCGCACAUGUGUAAACAAAUAAGCAAAAACACCAAACACCAAAAAAAUGGGAAAGUCCUCAAAGGAUAAACGUGAUAUUUUUUAUAGAUUGGCCAAGGAGCAGGGCUGGCGAGCCCGAAGUGCCUUUAAACUGUUACAAGCCGACGAAACAUUUAACUUACUCGAUGGCGUUAUGCGCGCCGUGGACUUGUGCGCUGCACCCGGAGGCUGGUCACAAGUGCUAUCCAAAAAAAUGUAUGAGCCGCGAACAGCCGAGGAGCGUCAGCAUGUCAAGAUCAUUGCAGUUGAUAUGCAGGGCAUGGCACCCAUUGAUGGCGUUACUGAAUUGCGUGCAGAUAUCACCAAAGAAUCCACUGCCAAUGCCAUUAUUGAGUUCUUUGGUGGACAAAAGGCGCAACUGGUGGUUAGUGAUGGAGCACCCGACAUUACAGGCAAUCAUGACUGGGAUGGCUAUAUGCAGGCACAAUUGCUGCUGUCUGCUCUCAGCAUUUCAACCUACAUCCUCGAAGAGGGUGGCUCAUUCAUGGGGAAAGUGUAUCGAGCAGCAAAUACUAGCGAAGUUUAUCGGCAGUUAAAGCGCUUCUUUAAGGAGGCCUGUGUGUUUAAACCUUCGGCGUCGCGUAACUCAAGCAUUGAGGCGUUUGUGGUGUGCCGUCAAUUCAAAAUGCCCAAAGAUCAUGUGCCCUGCAAUCUAAUCACAGAAUGGUACAUAAAGCCGGAGCAAGCGUUAAAAGAUAUUACGGGCUUGAAGUAUGGUCCAGUCGAGCAUCUGCCAUUUGUUGCUCAUCAGUGUGAAUAUGAUGCGGAUCUCAGCUACGAUUUGAAUGAGAACUAUGAGCAUCAUGAGGCUGUACAGAAACCUUUGACUGCAGCGUAUCAGGCUGUUAUAGAAAAAACACGCAACAUGAGCAUGAAGUACAAUUCAUAUGUCGUGCGCCAUGAUGGUGAACCGUCUGCAGAACAGGAGAAAAACGAUAAGACCACGUAA
Messenger RNA from Drosophila nasuta, 1008 nucleotides. RefSeq names its product tRNA methyltransferase 7-34 (gene Trm7-34). Gene Ontology annotation, molecular function: tRNA methyltransferase activity. The record is from RefSeq and is a predicted model, not a curated record. Gene Ontology annotation, biological process: cytoplasmic translation; tRNA methylation. Lineage: Eukaryota; Metazoa; Arthropoda; Insecta; Diptera; Drosophilidae. The coding region runs from base 67 to 1008 and encodes 313 amino acids. The transcript has 2 exons. Gene Ontology annotation, cellular component: cytoplasm.